Molecule: messenger RNA, 1570 nt
Organism: Cyclopterus lumpus (lumpfish)
Lineage: Eukaryota; Metazoa; Chordata; Actinopteri; Perciformes; Cyclopteridae
Gene: syngr2b
Product: synaptogyrin 2b
Exons: 4
Coding region: 162-905 (247 amino acids)
Cellular component (GO): neuromuscular junction; synaptic vesicle membrane
Source: RefSeq, a predicted model, not a curated record
CGCGCAGCAGCUCCUCUGGGUGGCACUGGUCUUCAUCUGGAGAAGCAGCGCGACAGGAGGUGACAGCGGUUUAGUGUAGUUUAGUUUAGUGAGCUGUCCUGUCAGAUCGGUGGAAACCCCACCCCGUGAGCUCCGGAGAACCUGUGAAACGGGAGAGAGACAUGGAGGAGAAGGGCGGUGCAAGUGCGUACGGGGCUUCGCUCGCCGGAGGAGGCUUCGACUUCUACAAGUUUGUCCGACAACCGCAAACCAUCGUGCGGAUACUCAGUUGGAUAUUUGCCCUGGUGGUGUUUGCUUCCAUCUCAACAGAGGGCUACAUCAACUCUACCCACAGUGCCGAGGUAAAGUGCAUCUUCAACCAGAACGACUCAGCGUGUCAUUACUCUGUUGCCAUCGGGGUGAUUGCCUUCCUGGCAUGUGUUGCCUUCCUGGUGGUGGACGUUUACUUGCCUUUUAUGAGCAACGCACAGGAAAGGAAGUACGCUGUCAUUGCAGACCUGGUAUUCUCAGGGGUGUGGUGCUUCCUUUGGUUCGCUUGUUUCUGCCUGUUGGCCAGUCAGUGGGCUAAAACUCAUGAUGUCACCGGUGUCCCACAGGACGCCGCACGAGCCACUGUGGCCUUCUCAUUCUUUUCUAUCGCCACAUGGGGAAUCCUGACCUACUUUGCAUUGGUCCGUUUCCGCCGCGGUGUUAAUGAAGGAACCAUCUCGACCUUCAUCGACGGGGCAGAUCACAACACCCCUUACCCUCCAACCUACGCCCCCACCUCCUACAACCCCACCACCUACACCCCUACCACUUACAACGCCUACCCCAGCAAUGUGCCCGACAUGCACCAGCAGCCCCCCUUCACGCCAAGCCCCCAGCCGCCAGGAGACGCUGACUACCAACCGCCCAGCCACUGAGACAAAGGGAGGUCACAUGGACCAGAUCAUCUGAUGGUCCACUGAUUGUAGUUGCACUGCACAGACCCGGAGCUGUGUCAUAUUGAUGUGGUUUUAUAUUUGAUUCAACACACUUUUCCAAGUGUUGUCCAAUUUGAGAGCCUGAGCAGUGCAACUGCAAGUUAGAGACGAGGGACACCGCUGUUUACAUUUAAAGGGUCGGCGGUCAGAUAUCAAGACGUCAGGCUGACUGUUAAGAAUCCAACCUUCAACUUGUGUGCAAAGAUGCAACUUUUUACCUCAAGUGGGCUGAUCCUAAAGGAGAGAGGUAGAUAGAAUGUACCCAGGAGGUCAAAGGUCACUUAUAAUGUGACAUAGAGAAUGUGUUCCUCUUUACUCUCUGGUGGAACCUGAUAAUCUGCAUUUGUACAUAGAUGUCACCUUACAAAGCUGCCAUUUUAAUGGUUCUAUGUGCCUAAUGUUCUUUGGUUAUUUGGUUUGGUGGAGGUUUCUCCUUCAGUGCAUGUCUUGAGGACCUUUCAACAGUUCAUGUAUUAAAUUACAGUGGGAAAAUACCACUAGAAAGCCAAAUGUCCCCCUGUGAUUUAGUUUCUUUGUAAAACAUGGGUUCUCUACAGUUUGUGCAGUUAAGUUUCGUAGCCAUAAAAUCAUGAAAUCACCCUUGA